GGAGGCUUCGUUCAAAGAAAGAAGGAGAAUGUGGAAUCCAAAGGGACAUAUAGAGAAGCAAGGAGGAAGAGGCAUAGUUGCAGUGGCCAUAGACAGGGAUAAAGGGAGCCAACAUGCUUUGAGAUGGGCUACUGAGCGUCUUCUCACCAAGGGCCAAACUGUAGUUCUCAUCCAUGUCCUAAAAAUAUCUGCAAUUGUAUCGGGACAAAAUAAUCUUGACAAGAAUGUAAAGGAUCUGUUUGUCACCUUCCAUUGCUUUUGUAGACGUAAAGAUAUACAUUGUCUAGAUAUUUUACUUGAAGAUACGGAUAUACCAAGAGCAUUAAUAGAAUUCACUAAUCAUGCUGCAGUCGAUAACUUGAUUCUUGGUGCUUCAUCAAAGUACAGUUUCAUCAGAAGAUUCAAGAUCACAGAUGUUCCAGGCAGUGUAUCCAAAGGAGCAGCAGAUUUCUGCACCGUGUAUGUCAUCUCAAAAGGAAAGAUAUCUUCUGUGAGAAAUGCUUCUCGUACAGCCCCUCACAUUUCCCCUCUUCAUAGCCAUAUCCAGAACAAAGUUAACAACAAUGCUAUUGCUAAUCCCGUUGAAGCACCAUCAAGUCAUAGUAUUAGCAUAAGAGUAGCGGAAAAGAUAUCAAGCAAGCCUCAUAGCAUACAAGACGACAGGGAAUCUUUCAAGUCACCAUUUUUAAGAGGAGGAAGAGCUUCAAAUGCAAAGCUGGGCUCUGAGCCAUUAGAUUUAGAUACAGACAUAUCAUUUAUUAGCUCUGAGCGACCAAGUAGCGACCGCAUGUCCAAUGUUGUCUAUGAGUAUAUGGAUUCAGGUCCAACCCCUCGGAUCUCAUCUAGCUCAGACCACAGCUUUGGAUCAAUUCGCAUAGGACCCGCAUUUGGUGAUCCCAACUCACUUAAUUUCUCAUCAAUUUCACAGGAGAGCGGAAGGACCUCAUGUUCAUCAACGAGCAUGAUAAAUGAAGAGGUGGAAGCUGAGAUGAGAAGGCUGAAGCUAGAGCUGAAGCAAACAAUGGACAUGUACAGUACAGCUUGCAAGGAAGCACUGUCAGCAAAACAGAAGGCAGUGGAGCUGCAACGCUGGAGGAUGGAAGAAGAGCGGAGAUUAGAAGAGGCACGAUUGGCUGAGGAAGCUGCCAUGGCAAUUGUAGAGAAGGAAAAAGCUAAGUGCCGAGCAGCCAUAGAUGCAGCUGAAGCAUCUCAGAGGCUUGCAGAACUGGAAUCACAAAGGAGAGUAAAUGCAGAAAUGAAAGCGCUCAAAGAGGCAGAGGACAUGAAGAAGGUAAUUAACAAUCUAGCCCAAAAUGAUAUCAGGUACAGGAAAUACACGAUUGAAGAGAUUGAAGAAGCAACAGAGUUUUUUUCUGAAUCUCGAAAGAUUGGGGAAGGGGGUUAUGGCCGUGUCUAUAAGUGUUAUCUUGAUCAUACACCAGUUGCAGUUAAGGUUUUGCGUCCAGAUGCCUCCCAAGGAAGGUCACAGUUUCAGAAAGAGGUUGAAAUAUUGAGUUGCAUAAGGCAUCCCAAUAUGGUACUCCUCCUCGGAGCCUGCCCAGAGUAUGGCUGUCUGGUCUACGAAUACAUGGCUAAAGGAAGUUUAGAUGACCGUCUAUUUCAGCUGGGUAACACCCCACCUCUCUCUUGGCAACUCAGGUUUCGAAUCUCUGCAGAGAUUGCCACUGGCCUGCUCUUUCUCCACCAGACCAAGCCAGAGCCACUAGUGCACCGCGACCUCAAGCCUGGCAACAUUUUGCUAGACUACAACUAUGUCAGUAAGAUUAGUGAUGUAGGAUUGGCAAGGCUUGUACCCCGUUCUGUCGCUGAAAAUGAAACGAGGUGUCACAUGACAUCAACAGCUGGAACCUUCUGCUAUAUUGAUCCUGAGUAUCAACAGACAGGAGUGCUCGAUGUAAAAUCUGAUGUCUAUUCCUUUGGAAUCAUGCUUCUACAAGUGAUAACAACCAAGCCACCAAUGGGCUUGACUCACCAAGUUGAGCAGGCCAUUGAGAAGGGAACAUUCAAGGAGAUAUUGGACCCGGCGGUGCCUGAUUGGCCAGUUGAAGAAGCCUUGAGCUUUGCAAAGAUGGCACUUCAAUGUGCAGAGCUAAGGCGGAAAGACAGACCAGAUCUGGGUAAGGUUAUCUUGCCAGAGCUUAACAGAUUGAGGAACCUUGCCGAAGAAAACAUGAACCAAACAAUGUGGGACAGAAUGGCAGACCCUUCCGGGCCUUCCCCUAUUCACAGCCAAGUUUCCAUGGCACAGGAUGUGAUUAGCAACCCUCAUCUAGAGCAUUCAGGAUACAGCUCUAAGAGCCACUCAAGCACAUCAUCAAUGACAGGAAGACAAUAAGGAAUGCAAUAAGAAACA
Messenger RNA from Vitis riparia (riverbank grape), 2374 nucleotides. Its product is annotated as U-box domain-containing protein 52-like. Gene Ontology annotation, molecular function: protein kinase activity; ATP binding. Gene Ontology annotation, biological process: protein phosphorylation. Lineage: Eukaryota; Viridiplantae; Streptophyta; Magnoliopsida; Vitales; Vitaceae. The record is from RefSeq and is a predicted model, not a curated record. The coding region runs from base 29 to 2356 and encodes 775 amino acids. The transcript is spliced from 10 exons.